AUAAAAUAGCAUUUUCAAUUGAAAGAAUCCACCCGGAAACGACUCCCAAGUCCUAGCUAACAUAGAUCAAACUCCCUCUGUCUUACGUUAUCCCUUGCCAUCACCUGCCACAAAAGCUCCCUCUUCUCUUUAUAUAUAUACAGUAAUUGUGAUCACUUUACGUGUUACUUUUGCUUACAUCCGUUGCCUAUCUUUCCUAUCAAUGCCAAAUCAUCUCCUCCAUAAGUGCCCUUCCCAUCUCCUCUCAUACUGAAUAAGCAUAUAUAUGAUUUCAGGAAUGAUGCAACGUAUUCGGGAGAUACUGGUGUUUUUGUUCUUGGCCGUAUUUUCUAAGGCAGUGUACAGUACAAAGCCGCCUCACUGGGGAUAUGAGGGCGAGGCGGUGGCCAACCGAGCUAGCUACUGUCUGAGCUGGCGGAUGGCGGUGGAGGCCAACAACAUACGUGCAUGGCGCACCAUCCCAACUCAGUGCUUGCGCCACAUUGAGACUUACAUGAUUGGGGGCCAAUAUGACCGUGACCUCAACUUGAUAGUCGACCAUAUUAUUACUUAUAUUGAUGCUAUACUUCUCUCUCACGAUGGUUUGGAUGCUUGGAUACUAGAUGUUGACGACACCUGCAUCUCCAAUAUCUUUUACUACAAAGGAAAGAGAUAUGGGUGUGACCCUUAUGAUCCGAACGGGUUUAAGGCUUGGGCAUUGAGAGGAGGGUGUACAGCAAUUCCUGCAGUUCUAGAAUUGUUCAACAAGCUGGUUGAAAGUGGAUUCAAGGUAUUCCUUGUUACGGGCAGAGAUGAUGAAACAUUAGGCCAAGCCACUCUUGAUAAUCUGCACAAUCAAGGGUUUGUUGGUUAUGAGCGACUUAUUUUAAGAACAGCAGCUUACAAGGGACUAGGCGCGGUGGUGUACAAAUCCGAAAUUCGGAAGCAGCUGGAAGGGGAAGGUUACAGAAUAUGGGGCAAUGUGGGAGAUCAGUGGAGUGAUCUUCAAGGAGAUUGCAUCGGCAAUCGGACUUUUAAACUUCCUAAUCCCAUGUACUUUGUUCCUUGAAAUUAAUAGUACGUGCCAAUGAAUUAAGCUAGCUCACAAGAGAUAGAUUCAUCCUUAAGUGGCAUGAUUAUAAGAUUUAUGUUGUGUUGCCUAGCUGCUAGCUUGUAAUUACUUUAUUUCUGAUCAAUGAAUCAAAGAAAGAAAUUAUUAAAAAACAAUAACAUUCCAAGGAGAUUGUUAUUUUUUUUGACCCUUUGAAAGCUUGAGGUUUUUU
This is a messenger RNA of Cornus florida, 1262 nucleotides long. Its product is annotated as acid phosphatase 1. Lineage: Eukaryota; Viridiplantae; Streptophyta; Magnoliopsida; Cornales; Cornaceae. Gene Ontology annotation, molecular function: acid phosphatase activity. Bases 266 to 1048 code for a protein of 260 amino acids. The transcript is spliced from 4 exons. The record is from RefSeq and is a predicted model, not a curated record.